UUUAGUCAAGCUGAGGGAAACAUUAGGCUGUCUUGGUCACUGAUACAUGUUUUGCAUGAGGACCAAGGAAUCAAGAAAGAAUUGGAGAGCCAGCUUUCCAGGGGACAAGAGGAAAGUGUUGGGGGUCUUAUUGCCCUGGCAAGAACAUUGAGCACCAUGCUGAAUCAGACUGAUCACCUUCUACGAGGACCGGGGCUUCCAGGGCCGCCAGUACGAAUGCAGCAGCGACCGCCCCAACCUGCAGCCCUACUUGAGCCGCUGCAACUCGGUGCGCGUGGACAGCGGCUGCUGGAUGCUCUAUGAGCAGCCCAACUACGCGGGCAGCCAGUACUUCCUGCGGCGCGGCGACUACCCCGACUACCAGCAGUGGAUGGGCCUCAGCGACUCGGUCCGCUCCUGCCGCCUCAUCCCCCCCGCCAGUUCCCACAGGAUCAGGAUCUACGAGCGAGAGGACCACAGGGGCCAGAUGGUGGAGACCACUGAGGACUGCUCCUCUCUCCACGACCGCUUCCGCCUCAGUGAGAUCCACUCCUUCAACGUGCUGGAGGGCUCCUGGAUCCUCUACGAGCUGCCCAACUACCGCGGGCGCCAGUACCUGCUGAGGCCGGGGGACUACAGGCGGCACCACGACUGGGGGGCCAUGGAUGCCAGAGUGGGCUCUCUGAGGAGAGCUGUGGAUUUUUAUUGAAGUUUUUUACUCUAUUCUUUUCUCCAUCUGGAAGCUAAUAAAAUAUUUCCUGUGUGUUUCAUGCA
Lemur catta (Ring-tailed lemur) is the source of this 753-nucleotide messenger RNA. Its product is annotated as gamma-crystallin F-like. Gene Ontology annotation, biological process: visual perception; lens development in camera-type eye. The transcript has 5 exons. Bases 293 to 688 code for a protein of 131 amino acids. NCBI's taxonomy places the organism in Eukaryota, Metazoa, Chordata, Mammalia, Primates, Lemuridae. The record is from RefSeq and is a predicted model, not a curated record. Gene Ontology annotation, molecular function: structural constituent of eye lens.